Molecule: messenger RNA, 860 nt
Organism: Tachysurus fulvidraco (yellow catfish)
Lineage: Eukaryota; Metazoa; Chordata; Actinopteri; Siluriformes; Bagridae
Gene: kgd4
Product: mitochondrial ribosomal protein S36
Exons: 5
Coding region: 201-539 (112 amino acids)
Biological process (GO): 2-oxoglutarate metabolic process
Source: RefSeq, a predicted model, not a curated record
CGUUCCCUUCCUAGUGCACUAUAUAUCCAUUUGUAAUUCAGCCACUGGUUACAAUCCUGCAGGCCACUGUUGUCAGUGCUGAAUGUUAUUUUAUAAGAUGUGAUGCGAAGUUAUUUUAUCUUAUAUAGAUAUAUAUAGCUAAAUCUAGAAAAUGUCAACAGCUGCGUCAUUUAAACCGGAAGCAGUGCCUGGAGGUCGCUAUGGGAAAUAAAGUGAGCACUGGCAAGAUGGCUGCCGCCAGUAGGGUCGUGCAGGUUGUGCGACCGCAUGCACCACUUAUCAAAUUUCCAAAUCGUCACGACUUGCCCAAGCCUAACGUGCAUGAAGCACUCAAGCUGAUCAUCACCAACACCCCACACACACCUGCACCAGCAGCAGUACCGUCAGCUACAUCACCUCCAAAACCUGCAGGACAAGUGAGUCGACUCGCUGGCACACCGGACAACAUCUCUGUAGUGAAAGUGUUUCCACAGAGAUACCGGCGACGAGUCCUCACACUCGAGGAGAUGGACUACAUUCAGCGCGGCGGACCUGAGUGAAGGAUCAGCAUUAAAUCCUGCCAGUGCCCAUAGCUGUGGAGAAUUUUAAUUGAGGCGCGUAUACUACUCAUCAGGAGAUUUUCACUCUUCAUUGUUUAAAUGUAUAUAAGAAAGGAAAAAAAAGAAAUCUAAUUAUUCAAUACAAUCUGGUUCAUUUCUCAUUGGUUCAGCUGCACUGUCAUGUUUGCAGCAUGGACUUUGAGAGCGAGUCAGUACUUUCUAGGUGCACUGUAUGAAUCCAACAGCACAGUUUGUUAUUAUUAUUAUUACAUUAUUGUAUGUCGAUCAUUUUAUUACAAUAAAUCCAAGCUACUCAGUUGA